Messenger RNA from Nymphalis io (European peacock), 865 nucleotides. RefSeq names its product mitochondrial import inner membrane translocase subunit TIM14. The record is from RefSeq and is a predicted model, not a curated record. NCBI's taxonomy places the organism in Eukaryota, Metazoa, Arthropoda, Insecta, Lepidoptera, Nymphalidae. The coding region runs from base 143 to 502 and encodes 119 amino acids. The transcript has 3 exons. Gene Ontology annotation, biological process: protein import into mitochondrial matrix. Gene Ontology annotation, cellular component: PAM complex, Tim23 associated import motor. Gene Ontology annotation, molecular function: ATPase activator activity.
GUCAAAGUCAAUAUAUGAUGUCUGUUUCUGUACAUUAUUAAAAAUUACUUAAAUUAAAAUUUUGAUGAAUAUGAUAUAUAGAACAAAACUUUAAAAAAAAAAUUUUCAGAUUUUAUAAACUUAUGUGUACUUACAGCCAAAAAUGGCAAGCUCAAUAAUAUUAGCCGGCUUAGGUAUGGCUGCAGUUGGAUUUGCGGGUCGCUAUAUAUUACGACAAAUGCCAAAUGCAUCCGUGAAAUUCGCAGAAGCUAUGAAGAAUUUACCAAAAUUUGAUGCUGAAAGUUUAGCUAAUUCAAAAUUUUACAAAGGGGGAUUUGAGCCGAAGAUGACUAAGAGAGAAGCAGCUUUAAUACUAGGUGUUAGCCCCACAGCGAAUAAAGCUAAGAUACGUGAAGCUCACAGAAGAAUAAUGUUACUCAACCAUCCAGAUAAAGGUGGGUCACCACUUAUUGCUGCUAAAAUCAAUGAAGCUAAAGAUGUACUUGAAAGUGGGAAAUCAUAACAUACUUUUUUUUUUCAUUUAGCUUACAUAUUUAAUUUAGUGUAAUAAAAUAUAGUUAGCUAUUCAAUUUAUACUUAUUUAAAUUGAAUAUAUUGCUAGUUCACAGUGAAGUAGUAUAUUAGUAUAAUACCAUUAUAAAGUAAAUGUAUGUUGAACAAUAGAAAAAGUGACAAAAUGAAAAAUAUUUAAUAAAGUUGCUUUGUUCAAAUAAUAAUUAGUUUUAAGUAAUUGAAUCCCAUGUAAAAUUAACAUAUAUUUAAAAAAUAAAUGAUCAAAUGUAACAUCACAAUAAUUUAUUCUAUUACAAAUAACUCAAACAAGUAUUAUUAUAAACACAAAGUCACAUUAAUGGAAUUUUGCACA